AUGGGUUCAUUGGGGCGUGCGUGUGGUGCAGUCGGUUCGGGAUGUGAUAGCCAAGUGACUAGCAAUGGUAAACGUGAUUGUCCAUGGUCCUACAAUUCAACUAGUCUUACUUCCUCUGAGGUGCAUGCAGGUAUGUCCGAUCGGGACUGGCCUUCAUUGCAAAUUCACUACGAUGGAAGUGUCGCACUGCAGUCUAAUGGGGCGAAACCUACUGCAAAAGUUAAACCUACUUUCGCAAGUGCAAGGGAUUUUAACGAUCGACGGCCGAGCUUUACGCGCCAAAAGAAUAAAUGGACUACUGUGGCUUUGGAUUACACGUAUCCGAAAGACGCGGGCGGUGAUCAAAGGGUGGAAAGCAGUGUGAAGCCGAAUAAGACUGAUCCAGGAAAGGAGACCGCAACGUCUAUCAAUGCGGGGCAUGAAGCACCGGUUGGCUCGACAACUUCCAAGUCUCGAAGUUUUAUACGUACUCCUAGGAAUCAAAGGCCAACGAAGCGGUUGCGCUUCUACCGAGUCUUCCAUUACAAGAACUUACUCAAAUGGCCUCCCAAGGAAAAGCGACAAACUUCGGAAUCAACCUUCGCUGGUUCAACUCCCUUCAUUGUUACCUUAUUCGAUUCACGCACAGCCUUCUGGACAGUCACAGAUUUCUGCUCAACGUAUGCCUCUUCUUUUGGGUAUCCAGUCGUAAUGAUUUACGCGGCCCCUGAGAACUACAUCGGCUUGGAUCCUAAUGCACCCCUCGUGACGUCGGCUCCUCCAGAUUCAAUAGAUAAGAGUUUUCUUACUUCACUACCUUCGCCUGGAGCGGUUAGCUUGCCAAAUUGGAUACCCACAACCUUGGAUCCUACAAAGGCUAACGAGGCUGCUUCAGUUCCAAUCGGUAUCAAUUCUGUCCCGCUUUUCGUUCGACCCAGCGUUUUUCAUUUCGAUCCAACAAUAUCUCCCAUGGAUAGUGAUGCAAUUCUUCAAUCUCGAAUUUUGCAUCAAAUUGAGUUUUAUUUUAGCGAAGAUAACCUCGUUCGUGACACAUAUCUCAGAAGUCAUAUGGAUGAAGAUGGUUGGGUGCCUAUUUCAGUUAUAGCGAAGUUUAAUCGUGUGGCCUCUCUGUGCACGGAUUUGGACAGGAUUAUCAAUGCCCUUGUACCCAGUCAAGUAAUCGAAACAGAUACGAAGGAGAUGCGUGUUCGCUGUCGGAACCGUCCAACUCAGUGGGUCAUUCGAAGUUUUUUGCGAGCGGCUGGUGAAGAAGUCCACGCUAAAGAGGCUGAUCCAACGGAUAGAACUGAAUCAGUCCAUUCUCCCAAUCCCGAUGUCUUGGAAUUCGUGCUUCCCAACGGGGGUAGUUUGCAAGAAAAAACAGAUUCAUUUGGCGACAGUCAGACUGCUGACAUUUCUGUUAAAAAAUCUGACAUUGGAGGUCAAGCUUUCAGUGAGGCGCAUUUCGUUUCUGACGGCUCCAACUCUAAUGCUGUUCUUUCGUCGAACUCGAAACAUCAAGAUACCCGAGGUGAAACGAAUGAGCAACGUUCGAGCCACCAGGAUGAAGACGUCGACGACGCAAUGCUGUCACGUCUUUUCAUCGUUGCUUCAGAAAGUUUCAAGGCAUCUGAUUCUCGAUCUAUUACUCGUCGCAUGCGCCAGCUUUCUCUAUGUGAUCCUUCUGAAAUCCCAAUGUCUCAGUCACUGUCUGUUGCGCUUACUUUUACGAGACGCGAAACCGGAUUUAGCGACCUUAAGUUAUCAAAUGAUUGUGAUUGUAUUGCCAGGCCUGAAGAUGGCAUGAUUAACGACAUAGACUUACAACUUCGCAAGCUCUCCGAGCUUGAUCCGGCCACAAUUUCAACAGACAUCUCGACCAAGGAUGCCCACUACUCUGCAGCUUCUGUCUCUCAAACUUCGACCACCUCCGCAAACGUGGAAUCAACCAGCACUGCUGUUCCACCGUAUCUCCAGUGUCCGGUCCCCUUGCCUUACAUGAAUCCCAUGGCAUCAGCAGGAGUUAUUUCGUCACCUUCCACGGCAUCGGCCACCUCUGCAUCAUUGCUAGGUCAUGUGCCAACCUCAGCGACUGCUCCCUUCAUUGCGCCUGGGGCAACUUUGCUGCCUGCCGUGCUCGCCUAUCCGACGGCCUAUCUGCCACCCAAUUCAGCUUCGCCCCAAGGAUGUGGUGCAAGGGGAGUCAGACUCCCUCAACCCCCUCCUUCGGCUCCACUUCUCUACCCGCGAGCCAAUGGUUUUGUUGGCCCUACACCAGCUCUGAAUCCUGUUACUCCUAUCGCUCCGGUCUUUGCGCAGUCAUCUAAUGCCACGUCCACUGGUAGCAAAACUACGAGUACUGGGACGAAUCCAUCGGCAGCUGUUCGUGCACCGAAUUCGGCCCCAACAGCUCCCAUGCUUUUACCCCCCUCCGCUCCGGGCUUCUUCCUCUAUCCUGCUGGAGCCAACGGAGAGCUUCACGCCUUGCCAGUGGCUCCAAUCAACCCAGCUGUUGGUCCUCUUUUCACCGGACCCUCCGCUGGAGUGCUUAAUGUACCUUUAUUACCAUCUCCCAGGCCUCCCGUUCCCCAACCGCAGCUCGUGCGACCUUCAGGUGGUGUUACCGAGGAGGGCACUGAGAAGGCAGUGGAAAUUAUGGGCACCAAAGGUCUAAAGGGCAAAAAUCCGACAUCAUCCGGUUUUUUCCCAGCUCAUUAUGAUGCACCGAAUCUUACGAACGUCGGAGGGGCGAAACGGUAUCGAACCUUAUCUACGGGAGCAAAUUCGUUACGGAUCGAAGAGCCUCAUGUUGGUUUUCUUUUCACCAGAGGGGAGGGGGGUAAUAGAUCACGAACGGUAUCUGACUGCCCUGAUUCGGCGGCAGCUCCUGAAACCUCUUUAUCACCUGGUACUAGAGAUCCCUUUACCGAGCAUCCAAGUCAGCAACUUUUGCGUCAGCAUGGCUUCACCUUCCACCGCUACAACAAGUUUCGUGCUGCUUGCCUUCGCGAUCGUGAAUUACACGGAAGGGGCAGAUCUCAAGAAAUGAACACACUCUAUCGAUUUUGGUCUUUCUUCCUACGCGUAAACUUCAAUCGUACAAUGUACAAAGAAUUUCGCCGUUAUUCUACAGAGGAUGCCUUAUGUGGCUCCCGUUACGGAAUUGAGUGCCUUUUCAGAUUCUUCAGCUAUGGCCUGGAGUUGCGCUUCAGGCAGGAUCUUUUUAAUGACUUCCAAGAGGAAACUCUAAAGGAUUAUGAAUCUCGGCAUCUGUAUGGCUUGGAGAAAUUUUGGGCUUAUCUUCACUACAGCAAAAAUUGCGUCGAAGUUAGCCCAAAGCUAUGUGAAAUACUCGAAAAGUACAAAACUCUGGGGGACUUUAGAGUAAACUUCCAACCGCCUGAUGGUUUUUUCUUGGCUGGCAGUCGUCGGAGAACACAAUCGGAGACAAUAAUUACUGGCAGUGCCCACGUCCUAACCCCAGAGUUGCCCACCCACCGCCUCUCGGGACUGCCAGCGGGUGGCUCCUCGAAGGAGUCGUCGUCGGAGUCUGAACCUGAGGUGGUCAAUAAAAUGUGCGAAACGGUGACGAUACCCACGGCUCCAGUAGCAGCUGAACCAAAGUCAAAGGAGGAGAAGUUGGAGUCAUCGCAGGCGGGGGAGCAGACAAAAUCAGUGGAAGAGUCGAGCUCUAACGUUCAAACUCAAUCAAAUAAGACAUCUGUUUCUAAAUGCUCUAUUUUCGCAGUCGUCACUACUUCUGCCUUUGUUCACAUUUCCGGUGACGCAUAUCGGAAUCUAUUCAUAUACGAUACUAAUGCUAUUUUUAAUAAGCAUGGAUUUAUUCAGUGGUUUUUAUCGAAAACCGCUUUUAUGGAUCCGACGGAUUUUUUGCUUGGAUGCCUAAUCAUAUACUAUUUUCGUAUUUUUGAGCGACGUUACGGUUCCCGAAAAUAUUUAGUAAAACGAACGUCGAUUAUGUGGGUUUCUCUUCUAUCUACGGCAUUCGAACUUCUAUUCAUCAAACUCUUGUCAUUCUACAGAAUUAAUCUAAACACUCUUCCAUCGGGCCCGUUUUGCUUAAUUUUUCCUUAUUUUAUUCCUUAUUUUACUGAGAUCCCGAACUUGCUUGUGAUGACUGUUGCUGGAUUACCGAUAUCAAGGAAGUCAUUUCUUUAUCUCAUUGGUCUACGGUUAGCAACUUCAUCACUCGGUUCCUUGAUUGUAUGCGGUUGUGGUUUACUGGCUGGCCUUGUUUACCAAUGGAAGAACUUACAAAAGAUUAAUUUAAUCCCUUUUGGGAUUGCUGAGAUUUUCAAUCGAUUGAUCGGACCACUCCUAUCUAGUGAAGUACCCGACGAUGCCUUAAAUUAUAUUGGUGCUACUCUAGACCUUCAAAGGCAAGGGGCCCUUGAUAGACAGGAACAGGCCCUAAUGGAUUUGAGACGGACACAACUUGCCUACAGUAAUAGACGGCGGAACUACGCUCCACAGCCCCAUGAGGUUCAAAAUCUCGUUGAUAUGGGUUUCCCUGAGGAACGAUCCCACCUUGCAUUGACAGUGGCACAUGGGGAUGUUUACGAGGCCAUUAACCUUCUACAGGACCCAUCCUUCAAUUCACACUAG
Molecule: messenger RNA, 4605 nt
Organism: Echinococcus granulosus
Lineage: Eukaryota; Metazoa; Platyhelminthes; Cestoda; Cyclophyllidea; Taeniidae
Product: La-related protein
Exons: 26
Coding region: 1-4605 (1534 amino acids)
Biological process (GO): mRNA stabilization
Molecular function (GO): protein binding; RNA cap binding
Source: RefSeq, a predicted model, not a curated record